AGGAGGCAAGUAUGUGUGUGUGUGUGUGUGUGUGUGUGUGUGUGUGUUCAUUAGAGUUAGAGACAGCGAUGUUAAUGGUGUACAUGUUGGUGUUUUAUGUGUUUUUAGAUUAAGACUUUAUCAGUGAUGGCAGUAAAUCUGAGUAAACACGGUGCAGCACUCUCUGAUGCUUAUAAUGAAGUGGUGAAUGGGAGAACUGACACUGACUGGGUUUUAUUUACAUAUGAAGGAAACAGCUAUGACAUCCAAGUAGCAGCAAAAGGAGGUGGAGGUUUAGAUCAGAUGGUGCAGGAGCUCAAUGCGGGUAAAGUGAUGUACGCAUUCUGCAGAGUGACUGAUCCAAAUUCCGGCGUGCCAAAAUUUAUACUCAUUAACUGGACUGGUGAAGGAGUGGCAGGUGUGAGGAGAGGUGUGUGCGCUAAUCACUUCAACUCCAUGGCCCAUUUUUUAAGGGGAGCUCAUGUGGUGAUUAAUGCACAUUCAGAAGACGAUGUUGAGCCUGAACUCAUUAUGAAUAAAGUCUCUCAGGCUGUAGGAGUGACUUACAGCUUACACACUGAAUCAAAUCAAUUUAACAGCACUUCAGCCUCACGUCCUGUGGGUUCAACGUAUCGCAAAACCAACGCAUUAGAGGAAAUUAAAGGAACUGACAGGGACAACUUCUGGGCUCAAAUGGAGAAAGAGGAACAAACUCGCCGACAGCAGGAGCGAAAAAAAGCAGAGGAGGAACGACAGAGAGUGGAGAAAGAGAGAACCGAACAGGAGGAGAGAGAGACAGCAGAGAGAGAGCGACAGCUGAGAGAGAGAGCUAAACAGAUCAAUCAGCAGAGACUGUUUGAGAAGAGACAGGAAACCGAGCAUCAAAAUCAGCAGCGACAAGAACCGGUGGAGCAAGAACUUCGGUCUGCUGAGUGGAAAGGAAUAAGAAGCUCCAGAUCUGUUCAGGAAGCCAAUGGUUCAAAGUAUUAUAAAACCAGUGCUUUAGAGGAAAUUAAUGGAACCGACAGGGAAAAUUUCUGGGCUCAAUUGGAGAAAGAGGAACAAACUCGCCGUCAGCAGGAGCGAAAAAAAGCAGAGGAGGAACGACAGAGAGUGGAGAAAGAGAGAAAAGAACAGGAGGAGAGAGAGACAGCAGAGAGAGAGCGACAGCUGAGAGAGAGAGCCAAACAGAUCAAUCAGCAGAGGCUGCAGGAGAAGAAGCAGGAAGCUAAAAAUAUAAAUCAACAGAAAUCGGUGGAGCAAGAACUUCAGGCUGCUCAGUGGAAAGGAAUAAGAAGCUCCAGAUCUGUUCAGGAAGCCAAUGAUGCAGCAGCCAUCAUCUCUCAGCGUGCCGUCAAUCCCAGAGACAUCUUCAGUCAAAAAGAAACAAAUUUCCUCACUAACAGAGCCUCUGAAACACAACCAGCUUGUAAUGGAGAAGGAACGCUGGAGGAAAACAUCUAUGACGUUCCAUCACAUCACAGAGUCUACGAUGAGGUGAAAGAUGACAGAAUGUCUGCAGUGAAACAGUCGGCUGGUCUGCAGCAGAGUCUCUACGCUAAAGCUCUGUAUGAUUAUCAGGCGGCUGAUGAGACUGAGAUCACCUUUGACCCCGGUGACAUCAUCACUGUUGUAGAGAUGACUGAUGAAGGCUGGUGGCACGGUUACGGGCCUGGUGGGCAUUAUGGGAUGUUUCCUUCUAAUUACGUGGAGCUCAUAUAAAUUGCACUUUAAUGUUUAAUCUGUUACUGAAAUGCUCCUGAAGGUUUGGUGGUUUUGCGUCUGUUAAACCUGAGCAGUUUGAGAAUUUAUUGAGAUUUACAGCAGUAAAUAUGCUACACACAUGUAAUUAAUAUGUUUAUCAGAUUACUGUUCAGUUGGGUUCCUUUAAAAAACUGUAUUUCUGAAAACACAAACAUUUAACUGCUAAAAUACUGUGUUUGGAUUCAUUAAUUUAGGAAACACACACACACAUUAAAACAAUAAAGUAAAUUUUA
Molecule: messenger RNA, 1976 nt
Organism: Ictalurus furcatus (blue catfish)
Lineage: Eukaryota; Metazoa; Chordata; Actinopteri; Siluriformes; Ictaluridae
Product: drebrin-like protein B
Exons: 17
Coding region: 127-1701 (524 amino acids)
Biological process (GO): positive regulation of dendritic spine morphogenesis; postsynaptic actin cytoskeleton organization; neuron projection morphogenesis
Cellular component (GO): dendrite; site of polarized growth; actin filament
Molecular function (GO): actin filament binding
Source: RefSeq, a predicted model, not a curated record